AUGGCCGCCAUCGCCCGGGCGCUCCCCUGCGCCCCCCGCGCAGCCUCCCUGGCCACGGCUCACCGCAGCCGCGCACGCCCACGCGCCGCUCGUGACCGCAUCGCCCUGCUGCUGCGGCCCGCGCGCUACCUGCGCCUGACCCUCGCCUACCUCUGCCGCCAGUCCCACCUCGCCCUCUGCGCCGCCUCCGGCCACCGCCCCCCCCGCGGCUCCAGCCGUGCCGUGGCCGCCGGCGCGCGCCCUCCUGGGCGCGCGGUCGAACCCUUACUCGGUCAAUGUCCGCGCGGGAGGGAAAUUUCCCCCACCUUCCUCCCUCCUCCACCCGACUUCGACCCGCCGGCGCUAGCAUCGCUGAUUCGGCCGCCACCGCCGCCGCCCCGCCUCCUCGCCGCGUCGCCACCGCCCCCCGCCACCCCACAGCGCCUCGUUUUGGCCGCUGCCCCGCCGCCCGAUUUGCCCGAGCUCGCCUCCGCCCCGCCGCCCCGAUUUGGCGGCCGGCCCGCCGCCCUGCCGUCCGCAUCUGGCCCCCGGCCUCCCCGCCGUCCGCCUCCCCGCCUCCCGCCCCGCCCGAGCGACCCCGUCGUCCGCCUGCCCGCCUCCACGCCUCGCCCGAGCCCGCGUCUCCGUGCGCCCACCGCCUCCCGCAGCCCCACCGCGUCGCCGUCCGCCCCCACCGCCGUAGUUUGCUGUCCAGUUUUGAGGGUUUGA
Messenger RNA from Aegilops tauschii subsp. strangulata, 708 nucleotides. The record is from RefSeq and is a predicted model, not a curated record. NCBI's taxonomy places the organism in Eukaryota, Viridiplantae, Streptophyta, Magnoliopsida, Poales, Poaceae.